AUGAUCGAGACGUUGGCUGAGAAGGCUGAAGCCUUGGCACAGGAGUGCCUUCGGCAGUGCAAUGCCAACAUCGAAGAGAGGGCAGAUGCCAUUUUGGAAGAGUGGGACUCCACGCACAAGCGGAUUCUCGCCAGCCCGGACUCGGAGAAAGACAUGGCGGAGCUCCGUGAGUUCAUGGAGGUUGUCCAGAAGAAAGUGGUGAAGCCCUUGAUGGAGCGCACCCGAGUGGUGCACCAGCAGAUGAACAUGGUCGAGGACUUUGGCCACGACGUGGGUGGCGAAGUUGUGGAAAAAGCCUUCCGCUCGUUCGAGUGGCCUUUGCAGAUCAACAUGGAUGUGAUGGAGGCCGACCGCCAAUUGAACAAAGACAAGAUCGCCUUUAUGGAGCAGCUCCAACGCGAAGUGGAGGAGUACCAGAAGGACUUCCAGAACUACUCUGCUGAAUUGGAAUGGGUCAAGAGCCUGGACUCCUACGCCGUGGCCGGCCAAGUAGCGCAGAAAAUCUUCUCGCUUCAGGACAAUCUCGUCAGAGCAACAGAGAGGGUCAAGUCGUUCUCUGACCGGGAGAAGCUCUUUCAGAUCGAUCAACGAGACUAUUCUGAUCUUGAAGUUCUCCAGGAUGAGUUCAAGCCCUACUUCGACCUCUGGUCCAUGGCCAUCGACUACAAUGGGUGUGAGGAGGAAUGGCUCAGCGGCAAGCUUGCAAACUUGACAGCCAACGAAGUGGAACAGACCGUCGACGACAACUUCAAGGACUCUUACAAGGCCUUCAAGUCCUUCGAGGGGUCGCCGAAUCCACAAAAGGUGGCUCAGGAGCUCAGAACCGCAGUGCAGGCCUUCAAGAAGAACAUGCCCAUCAUCCAGGGGCUCUGUCAGCCGGCGAUCAAGACCUCGCACCUCCUUCAGCUCUUCGAGGAUAUGGAUGUUGACAUCGAUAUGGAGGAUGGCCUCACGCUGACAAUGUGCUUGGAGGCAGGUAUGCUCAACCACAUCGACAAGGUGGAAGCCAUCAGUACGUCGGCUCAAAAGCAGCAUGGGUUGAAGGUAGCCCUCCAGACCAUGAAGAACGAAUGGAAGUCGAUGGCGUUUGGAACCCUGCCCUACAAGAACACGGGCACAUUUCUUCUCAAAGGAGCUGAUGAUGUGCAGGCUCUCCUGGACGAUCACAUCAUCAAGACCCAGGCCGUUCGAGGCUCGCCUUUCGUCAAGCCCAUCGAGAAGGAGGUCAAGGACUGGGAAGCCAAGCUCAUCUACAUCCAGGAUUUGCUGGAACAGUGGCUGAUGGUUCAGAGGACAUGGCUCUACUUGGAGCCAAUCUUCAGCUCUGAAGACAUCGUCAGACAAAUGCCCGGGGAAGCCAAGAAGUUCCAAAACGUGGACAAGCUCUGGCGUGACACCAUGGCUGCAGUGGAUGAGAAUCCGACGGUCUUGGAUGUGACGGAGAUUGAGAACUUGCUGGUCAACUUUACGGAUGCAAACAAGAAGCUCGACCAAAUCCAGAAGUGCUUGAACGACUACUUGGAGACGAAGCGACUGGCCUUCCCUCGAUUCUUCUUCUUGUCUAACGACGAGCUGUUGAUGAUCCUGUCCCAGACCAAGGACCCGACGGCCGUGCAGCCCCACAUGGGCAAGUGCUUCGAGGGCAUCAACAAAGUUCGCUUCGAUGGCAAUUCUGAAAUCAUCGAAGCGAUGCUGUCCGUGGAGGGUGAAGUGGUGGAGCUCAUCAGCCAGGUCAACGUCAACGAGGGCGAGAAAAAGGGCAACGUGGAGCGCUGGCUUCUCGAAGUGCAGGAAUCCAUGAUCAAGACCUUGACCAAGAUCAUGGGGGACUCCGUCCGUUCCUACGCAGAGACGCAGCGGGGCAAGUGGGUGCUUUCCUGGCCAGGGCAGGUUGUCAUCGCGGUCGACAACAUUUACUGGACGCAAGAAGUGGCGGAAGCAAUCGAGAAGGGGAAUUUGGACAGCUAUUACCAGGCUAGCUGA
This is a messenger RNA of Symbiodinium sp. CCMP2592, 1983 nucleotides long. Lineage: Eukaryota; Dinophyceae; Suessiales; Symbiodiniaceae. The record is from the annotation of a GenBank genome assembly.